GGACAAGGUGGGGAGCGAGGGGAAGGCCAGGGGCGGGACGAGCGGAGUCCCCGACGGCGCCCGCGGCGGGCGUUGAGGCUGUCCCAUCGCGGAGCAGCGCAGCGCCCCCCGCUUCCCGCUCCCACAGCCUCGGUGCCCCCGCCCCGCGCCCGCCAUGCCCGAGCAGCUCAGCGUCGCCGAGUUCCUGGCCGUCACCGCCGAGGACCUCAGCUCCCCGCUCGGGGCCGCCGCCUUCGCCGCCAAGAUGCCCCGGUGCCGGGGGGCGGCGCUAGCGCGGGAAGAGAUCCUGGAGGGAGACCAAGCCAUCCUGCAGAGGGUAAAGAAGGCUGUGCGGGCCAUCCACAGCUCUGGCCUUGGCCACGUGGAGAAUGAGGACCAGUACCGAGAGGCCGUGGAGGCCUUGGGCAACAGCCACCUGUCCCAGAGCAGCCACGAGCUGUCCACAGGCUUCCUGAACUUGGCUGUGUUUACCCGUGAGGUGGCUGCGCUCUUCAAGAACCUGAUUCAGAACCUGAACAACAUUGUCUCUUUCCCCCUGGACAGCCUGAUGAAGGGACAGCUGAGGGAUGGCCGGCAGGAUUCCAGGAAGCACCUGGAGAAGGCAUGGAAGGACUACGAGACCAAAGUGACCCGGCUGGAGAAGGAGCGGGAUCGGACCAGGAUGACAGGGGGGAGCCCCGGGGAGGUGGCCCAGGACACGCAGAGGGAGCGGCGCAUCUUCCAGCUGCACAUGUGUGAGUACUUGCUCAAAGCCGGGGAAAGCCAGAUGAAGCAAGGGCCCGACUUCCUGCAGAGCCUCAUCAAGUUCUUCCAUGCCCAGCACAACUUUUUUCAGGAUGGCUGGAAGGCUGCGCAGAGCCUGUCCCCCUUCAUUGAGAAGCUGGCGGCCUCCGUGCACGCACUGCGCCAAGCCCAGGAGGAGGAGUUACAGAAACUGAGCCAGCUCCGUGAUUCUCUGCGAGGGACACUGCAGCUUGAGAACAGAGAGGAGCACCUGAACCGGAAGAACUCGGGCGGUGGCUACAGCAUCCACCAGCACCAAGGCAACAAGCAGUUUGGGACAGAGAAGGUGGGCUUUCUGUACAAGAAGAGUGAUGGGAUCCGCAGAGUCUGGCAGAAGAGGAAGUGCGGAGUGAAGUAUGGCUGCCUGACCAUCUCACACAGCAUGAUCAACAGGCCCCCAGUGAAGCUGACCCUACUGACGUGCCAAGUGAGGCCAAACCCAGAGGAGAAGAAGUGUUUCGAUCUGGUGACCCACAGCCGGACGUACCACUUCCAGGCGGAGGAUGAGCAAGAGUGUGAAGCGUGGGUGUCAGUGCUACAGAACAGCAAGGACGAAGCCCUGAGCAGUGCCUUCCUUGGGGAGCCCAGCGGCAGCCCGAGGCCCUGGGCAGGCGCUGGGCCAGACACAGAACCCCAGGAGCUCACGAAGCUGCUUAUCGCCAAGGUGAAGAGCCAGCCUGGGAAUGGCCAGUGCUGCGACUGCGGGGCCGCAGACCCCACGUGGCUCAGCACCAACCUGGGCGUGCUCACCUGCAUCCAGUGCUCCGGCGUCCACCGCGAGCUGGGCGUGCGCUUCUCGCGGAUGCAGUCGCUCACCUUGGACCUGCUGGGCCCAGCGGAGUUGCUGCUGGCCUUGAAAAUUGGAAACACGCGCUUCAAUGAGAUCAUGGAGGCCCAGCUGCCCUCACACCAUGGCCCUAAGCCCACUGCUGAGAGUGAUAUGAGCACCCGCAGGGACUACAUCGUGGCCAAGUACGUGGAGCACAAGUUUGCCCGCCGCUCCACCCCCGACCCCCAGAAGCUCCGGACAGCCAUUUGCAACAGGGACCUCCUGGCAGUCCUGGAGGCCUUUGCCAGUGGGCAGGACUUCGGUCAGCCACUGCCAGGGCCUGAGGGGCAGAUGCCCGGAGAGUUCGCCUUGCACUUGGCCGUCCAGGUGGCCAGCCAGGCCUCACUGCCACUGGUGGAAUUCAUCAUCCACAACGGCGGUCACCUGGAUGCCAAGGCUUCCGAUGGAAACACUGCCCUGCACUACGCAGCCCUUGCCAACCAGCCAGACUGCCUCAAGCUGUUGCUGAAAGGGAGAGCUGUGGCUGGCACAGUGAACGAGGCAGGAGAGACAGCCCUGGACAUCGCUAGGCGGAAGCAGCACAAGGAGUGUGAGGAGCUGCUGGAGCAAGCACAGGCAGGGACGCUCAGCUUCCCUCUGCACGUGGACUACUCCUGGGGAAUUCCUGCAGAGCCCGGCUCGGACAGCGAGGAGGAUGAGGAGGAGAAGCGCUGCUCUCUGAAGCCCUCGGCCCAGGCCCGCUGGACCAGUGGAAGGCUGGACAUCAGUAACAAGACCUACGAACCCUUCCCCAGCCUGGGACCAGCACUUCCUCAGAGCCAGAGUGACACCUGCCCCCCUCCCUUGCCGGCCAAACACUCUUCACGGUCCGUGGGCCAGGGACGCGCAGGACCUGGCAGUGGAGAUCAUUCUGAAGCACCCAACCUGAACUUGGAGCCCCCCGAAGCCCCUGAGAACCUGGGUAGUCCGGCGUCUUCUUCCUCCAGCCUCACGAGCCUGUUGGAAAUUGGGGGUCUCAGCGCAGCCUCAACUAGUUCCGAAAAUGUCCGGGAAGCCCCAGGCUCCUCCCGGACCAGUGUGACCUCCGGGACCAGCCCUGCAGAGCCACACCUCCCCGUCAGGUUCAGCUCAGAGAGCACACGCUCCUACCGGCGAGGAGGCCGCAGCGUGGAAGAUGGUCCCUCAGCCAGGCAUUCUUUGCCCAGAAGGAAUGCACCGGCCAGCUGCCCUGAAGGAGAUGGCUCAAGGACUGGAGUUCUGUCUGCAAGUUCAGUACAACUUUUGCAAGACUAGCCCCUUGCAUGCCACCUGCUGGACCCCAGCAUUCAGCUCUAGAGCUCAAGCCCACAAAACGGGGGUGAUGGUGCAUUCCUUCCCCCAAGCCUCACUCCCCCUUGUCCUUCUUGGUGGUCUUCUGCAUAGGCCAUGCCCCUGCUGGGGACACUGGACCCUUCCCUCUGGGUAGUGGGGGGCAGGGUGGUGUGGUUCCUUGGCUCUGUCUCAUUACUCUCUGGGACCGGCAAGCCUGUGACUGCCCCUGAGGCCCCUGAGCUAGCUUCACCUACAGAACUCUCAACCCCUCAGCAGACCAAGCCUGCUUCUCCCAGCAAACCCCCAAAACUGCACAGACACGAGUAGGACCAGCCCUCUACCACCAUCUCCCCGUGUCCAGGUUGGGGACUCUGCCAUGCUGGUACCGUUUUUCCAGCCAUCAGGUUGAGUAUUCCUGAAUUCCAGC
Messenger RNA from Ochotona princeps (American pika), 3311 nucleotides. RefSeq names its product ArfGAP with SH3 domain, ankyrin repeat and PH domain 3 (gene ASAP3). Gene Ontology annotation, biological process: cell migration; positive regulation of GTPase activity. The coding region runs from base 155 to 2866 and encodes 903 amino acids. Gene Ontology annotation, cellular component: focal adhesion; cytoplasm. NCBI's taxonomy places the organism in Eukaryota, Metazoa, Chordata, Mammalia, Lagomorpha, Ochotonidae. Gene Ontology annotation, molecular function: protein binding; GTPase activator activity. The transcript has 25 exons. The record is from RefSeq and is a predicted model, not a curated record.